Molecule: messenger RNA, 2145 nt
Organism: Emys orbicularis (European pond turtle)
Lineage: Eukaryota; Metazoa; Chordata; Testudines; Emydidae
Gene: ARHGAP40
Product: Rho GTPase activating protein 40
Exons: 16
Coding region: 1-2145 (714 amino acids)
Biological process (GO): regulation of small GTPase mediated signal transduction; regulation of actin filament polymerization; signal transduction
Cellular component (GO): cytoplasm
Molecular function (GO): GTPase activator activity
Source: RefSeq, a predicted model, not a curated record
AUGGAUAAACUUGGAAAGCCUGGUUCUGGGUUUGCCAGAACUCGGAUUCCCAGGCCUCAAAUUGUAUUCCAUUCCAUCCAGCCUCCUUCCCAUUCGCAGGUCUCUGGCAUUUGCAGCUUGAACUUCCAGCCAUUGGAUCAUGUUAUACCGUUCUCUGCUAGAUUAGAGAGCUCUUUAUCAAGUAUCUGCUCCCCACGUAACAGAAGUUGCCCUUGCAAAAUGAGCCAGUUUCCUCAGAAGAGAUCUAUGGAGCCCCCAUUGUCGGAGUGCAUGAAUUCCAGAGUAGACUCUUUGGACAGCUUGUCAAUGGACAAUUUUUGGCUGGAGGUGGAGAACAUCAAACAGAGCACUGAAACUGAGCAAGAGGAGUGCAACCUUGCAGAUGUCAAAACCCCAGAGGACACUGCCUUUCUCCUCAUCCCUUGCCUCUCAGAGGGAGAAGCCGAAGCUGAGUGGCUACAGGAUGCAGGCCUCUCUGACCUAAUUGGGGAGGACACCUCAGACAAUGACAAUAUAGUGCUGCUCUCCACCUUGACCAAGACCCAGGCUGCAGCCGUGCAGCGAAGGCUGGAUACUUACUCGCGGUCACGGCGGAAGAAGAACAAACCGCCCGUGCGUGAUGUCAGAGACAUUUUUGGUGUGGUCAACUCUGAGGAGAUGGUAGUGGGGAUGGAGGAGUCUGACAAGGAUCGGUCUCAGCACAGUGUGGAGACUUCAGACUACACUCAGAAACCAGAUUCAAGGGGACUCCAGGAUUUUUCUUGCAUGCUCAGAAGCCCUGGAAAAGAGGAGAUAUUCUGUACUGACAUUGCCUACUCGGAGCAAGCAGCCAUUUUGCUCAAGGGAUCAUUUCUACGGGAGUCUAGGAGGAUAAAGGACGAGAGCACCCUAACUCAGUUUAAGAUUCCCAAGGGCAGGCUGGGAGUGACCCGGAUAGGAGACUUAUCUCCACAGGACAUGAAGAAGAUCCCCACAUUGGCCCUGAUUGAGCUGACGGCUCUCUGCGACAUCCUGGGCUUGGAGUUAAAGAGGAACAAGGCAUCCAAACAGAAGACAAAAGAGAAUCGACUCUUUGGAGUUCCACUCAGCACUUUGUUGGAAAAUGACCAAAAACUCAUCCCCAACACCAAGGUCCCACUGAUUCUCCAAGCAUUGCUGUCAUGUUUGGAAAAGAAAGGGCUUGACACUGAAGGCAUCCUGAGAGUUUCUGGGUCCCAGACCAGGAUUAAGAGCCUGGAGGAAAAGCUGGAAAGUGACUUCUAUACCGGUCUGUUCCGCUGGGAUGAGGUCCGCCAGAAUGAUGUGUCUGGCUUACUGAAGAGGUUCAUUCGAGAGCUGCCCACCCCUCUCUUGACAGCCGAGUAUCUGCCGGCUUUCGCUGCUGUGCAAAAUAUCCCGGACCUGAAGCAGAGAUUGCAAGCUCUCAACCUGCUUAUUCUGAUUCUGCCAGAGCCCAAUAGAAACACCCUAAAGGCUCUGCUGGAAUUUCUCAGUAAAGUGGUUGCUAGGGAGAAAAAGAACAAAAUGAAUCUCUGGAAUGUUUCCACAGUCAUCGCUCCAAAUCUCUUCAUGCAUAAAGGACUGGCGAAUAAGAUCCCAGAAGGAAAGGAGAAGCAGCUGGCAGAGGGGGCAGCUGACGUUGUGCGGAUGAUGAUCCAUUACCAAGACUUGCUUUGGACUAUCUCCUCUUUCCUGGUAGCUCAAGUGAGAAAACUGAAUGAGAGCAGCAGCCGGAGGUACCAGUUCUACGACAAACGGAUCAAAAACUUGCUACGGAAGAUUCACACAGACAAGGACAAAGUGGAGAAGAACCAGGCAGAACCUUUCAAGACAGUGAAAGUCCAGACAUCUCUGUUACUGAAGGAUUCACUGGAGGUUCAUCUGAACAAUGGAACCAAAGCUGCUGAUGUCCUGAGGCAGUUUCAGAAACACCUCAGUCAGAACGGCUGGAGUAUUGUCAACAAAGUCAGCCUCAUCAAACGUAAUGGUGCUGUCGAGUCGCUGAACCUGCUCCUCUACGAAGUAGGCGGCAAUAUAAGUGAACAUUGCCUGGAUCCAGAUACAUACCUCUUAGACUUGUACCACAUCAACCCCCAUGCUGAAUGGAUUAUAAGGCAAAAUCCGUCCUUUCCACGGAUGCUCUAG